ACGAAACUGGGCUCAAAUGCUCACCCCAGCCCGGAGAGCCCUGUCCCCAUCGGCCACUCUGAGCUCGAGGCCUAAAGGGACAGUGAGAAGGACCCUGCCCAGGCUCUCCCAGGGUUAGGAGGGACAGAGUGUUCCAGGAGGAGGUUUGAGCUGAGCUCAGGACAGGUCUCUCUCUCUCUCUGACACAAGCACACACACACACACACUUGCACCCAUGGGGAGCCACCCCACCCCUGGGCUCCAGAGAACCACAUCAGCUGGGUACCGAUUGCCCCCCACCAGGCCGCCAGCCUCGGUCUCCCCAGCUGCCCGGGGUGGCCCUAUGGCCAGCAGGGGUCUUGCUGGUGGCUGCCAGGCCCCCCAGGCUCUGAAGGCGCAGCGGGUGGCUCAGGGAGCUGCCUGCGAUGGCGUGCAGCAGGACCAGCUGUGGCGGGAGCUCCUGGAGGCCGAGCGGCGGGGCCAGCAGCGCUGGAUUCAGAACUGGAGUUUCCUGAAAGACUAUGACCCAAUGGGCAACAAGAAGGAGCCUGAGAAGUUGCCAGACCAUGUGCCUCUCUUUUCGGACACAGUUCCCAGUUCCACGAACCAGGUUGUGGGCAGCAGGCUGGACACGCCCCUGGGACAGACUCUCAUCCGCAUGGACUUCUUCUUCACAGAAGGGGCCCGGAAGAAGAAGCUGGAGGACGAGAUGCAGCCCAUCUAGGAGCAAGGAGGGCUGGGCUGGCCUUCCCCAGGUGGGUGUGGGUGGGGACAAGAGACCCAGCCCACAACAGCACCGGUCAGCUCCCCACACAAGGCAGCUUGGGUCUGCACUGUCUGUAAGCUGCAGGACACUCUUCCGGGGGGCUCCAUGGGGUCACUCUUACACACUUUUGACACAUGAGAUUCAGAGGACUCAGUAACUGGUCCACGGCCGUACAAUCUCCAGCCCUUCCAGCUUGGGAACUCAUGGGUGCCCCACGAAAGGGACCCUACAUUGUGGUCAGGAGCACUGAAUGCCUGGGUUCAAAUCCAGCUUGUGACCCUGAUGAGCUGUGGGACCUUGAGCUGGCUGCUGCAACACUCUGUGCCUCCGUCUCCCCUCCUGCGAUUCAGUGUGUUCACUCCUUGCAGCUGCUGUGACAAGUGACCACAAAAUGCAUAGCUUAAAACAACACAAAUGUAUCAUCUUACAGCUCUGAAGAUCACAACUCUGACAUGGGUGACAUGUUGCAGAGCUGUGCUCUUUUAGGAGGAUCUGGGGAAGAAUCUAUUUCCACAUUUUUUCCAGUUUCUCAAGGCAGCCUGUAUUCCUUAGCUGGCAGCUCCUUACUCCGUCUUUGAAGCCCGCGUCCUAGCAUCUUCAAAUCAGUCUCUAUCGCUUGCUCUCUCCUGCCUCACUCCUUCAUCUUUUCUUUCUCUCUCUCUCUCUUUUUUUUUUUUUUUUUAGAGACAGUGUCUUACUCUGUCACCCAGGCUAGAGGGCAGUGACGCAAUUAUAACUUAUUGUAGCCUUGAACUCCCGGGCUCAAGCAAUCCUCCCACCUCAGCCUCCCAAGUCGCUAGGGAUACAGACACAUGGCAACAUGCCUGGCUAAUUUUUUUUUUUUUUUAAUUCCAGACAGAGUCUCACACUGUCGCCUAGGCUGGAGUGCAACAGUGUGAUCUUGGCGCACCGCAACCUCCGCCUCCUAGGUCCAGGCAAUUCUCCUGCUUCUGCCUCCUGAGUAGCUGGGAUUACAGGCAUGUGCCGCCAUGCCUGGCUAAUUUUUUGUAUUUUUAGUAGAGACGGGGUUUCUCCAUGUUGGUCAGGCUGGUCUCAAACUCCCAACUUCAGGUGAUCCGCCUGCCUCAGCCUCCCAAAGUGCUGGGAUUACAGGUGUGAGCCACUGCGCCCGGCCAUGCCUGGCUAAUUUUUAAAAUUUUAUGUAGAGAUAGGGUCUCACUAUGUUGACCAGGCUGGUCUUGAACUUUCAGGCUCAAAUGAUCCUCCCAUCUUGGCCUCCCAAAGCACUGGGAUUACAGGCAUCUGGUUUCACUUCCUCCACCUUUUAAGGACCCUUGUGAUUAUAUCACAACCUUUAUAUUUAAGCAAAAAAAUGCAGAAAAGGCUUAGUUCCUCUUUGUUGGUUAAAACACAAAUGGAUUCAUUCUUUCAGACAUCCGCAUUCUCCUCUUCUUCCCAGGUGCUCUGCCAGGCUGUGUUUUCCCUUGGUUUGGGUGGAGCAUGUGACAGAGCCAUGGCCAGUGGAAUGGGAGCAAAAACCCUAGGUCUCCCUUCCAGGCCUGGUCCAUGAGACACUCCAGGUAUUGGCUUGUUCUCCUUUCCCCAUCAGCUGAAGAAGGGAGAGGACUUGGAGGAUGCAGGGAAGAGAGGGGCACAAGAUGGAGGGAGCAUGUCAGGCCCAAGCCUGGAGCCCUGAGUGAGCUCGUGGAGCAGAAUCUCCCUACACCCACACUGACACACAAACAAAAUAAACAAAAACUGGCCAAAACAAAAACAAUAGCCCACACUUCUAGGGUAAAGCAUUUUAAAUUUAUUUUCUCAACAACCCAAGAGAAUCAACAGGCAGGGAUUUCAUAUUCAUUUAAUACAGGCAAAACCUGAGAUUCAGAGAGGUGAAAUAAAAUCCCGAACAUACAUUAAUGCCAGGCGUCAAGCUUGAAGCCCAGUGUUCUCUGCAGGACCCCAGCCGUGGCCUCCUGAAAAGAGAGAAAAAUGGGGCAGGGGCUGAAAUGACUGCUCUGUCUUUGAUGCUUGCUUGGGUCUUAUUCGGCAGUAGCUAAAUGUCACUGUUAUUUGCAUGUAUUAGCUCAUUUAAUCCUCUCAGCAACCCUAUGAGAUAGAUACUCCUAUAAAUGAGGCAACUAAAGCACAGAGAGGUUAAGUCACUUGCCCAAGGUCACACAGCUGGCAAGUGGUGAAGCUGGGGUUCAGACUCAGCAGUUGAGUCUGGCUCCAAGGACUAUAUACUUAAGCAUUAUGCUAUAUGGGUCCCCUUUAAUCCUCAAUGAAUUGAUUCCCCCAAAUUUAGCCAAUUACAGGAUUUUUCUGCUUAAAGAAAGUCUCUUGAUUCUUGAGAAAGGGAAAACUGAUUUUUCCAGUCUCUGGGAUCCCUACUACCAUCAAGAAUAGAUCAUCGGUGUUUCCAGGAGUUACACGGACAGGACACGUUAUUUCCAUGCAACAGUCCCUGCGUUUCAUGCCAUACCCUGGCCCUGAGCGACUGUGUGAUGGAGCAGACCAGGCCCAGUGUGACUUGGCCAGGAAGAGGCCCAACCCUUCCUACUUGGA
Molecule: messenger RNA, 3274 nt
Organism: Gorilla gorilla gorilla (western lowland gorilla)
Lineage: Eukaryota; Metazoa; Chordata; Mammalia; Primates; Hominidae
Gene: CIMIP5
Product: ciliary microtubule inner protein 5
Exons: 3
Coding region: 215-703 (162 amino acids)
Source: RefSeq, a predicted model, not a curated record